Messenger RNA from Punctularia strigosozonata HHB-11173 SS5, 1110 nucleotides. RefSeq lists its product as uncharacterized. The transcript is spliced from 2 exons. The record is from RefSeq and is a predicted model, not a curated record. NCBI's taxonomy places the organism in Eukaryota, Fungi, Basidiomycota, Agaricomycetes, Corticiales, Punctulariaceae. The coding region runs from base 1 to 1110 and encodes 369 amino acids.
AUGGCCCCGACGAAGAAUUCCAUCCAAGCUCUUCUCCCAGAAGAUCUGCUCUUGAUUGAUAACCCUGAACGGAUUGCGACGCUGUGGUCAUCCUAUGGAUACAUCUACCGGCUCCGAGUUCGUUCAGCAUCGACCAACGCGUCAUCCUCCGUUAUCCUCAAGUCGAUCCAUCCCCCUUCGGAGCCUCAUCCAUCCGAAUCGCACCUUCGGAAACUCUUGUCGUAUCGAGUAGAACGCUGGUUCUAUCGCAAUAAUUCAUCUUCUCUGCAAGAACGCUCUCCUGAAGCGCGUCUCGCGCGAACGUUUCCGAUCAACGCGGACGACGACGGCAGCCUUCUCCUGGAAGAUCUCUCUCUUGAGUUUCCGUAUCCAGCGAGAGGCGGUCUCGGCCUCGAGCCUACAAGAUGCGUCUUGCGAUGGCUUGCGAACUUCCAUAGCUGCUUCUGGAACGCCCAUCUACGACGCGAGCCUUCGCUACCCCUCAUUCCGCCUCCCCUUCAAGCCGAUGAGACUGUUCAUAGGUCCGGAGUUUGGGCUCAGGGUACCUACUGGUACCUAGACACUCGCAAAGAAGAGGUUGAGCAGAUCGAUGAAGAAGAACACGAUUGGCUACUUCCGUGGGUCGACAAGGUCAACAACGCAGUGAAAUCGCGGGCUCGAUCGCACGGAACUUUACUGCAUGGAGACGUCAAGGGCGCCAAUAUUCUCUUCACGCACUCGCCAUGGUCACGCCCUGAGGAGCUAUCCGACCUGCGAUGCGCGUUAUACGACCUCCAAUACGUAGGCGUCGGUCUUCCUACGCAUGACCUCGUUUACUUCAUUGGCACGACCGUCUCUUCAUCGCUCUUGAAGAGUAGAGAGCACGAGCAGGCCCUUCUCGACUAUUACUACGGCAUCCUUAGCCAACGGCUCGCCUCCGGUCCCUCAGGUGAUCGGUCGGCGAUCUACGAGCGGGAACGAUUCAUCAAAGACUGGGAACUGUCCUUGGUCGACUGGUACCGCUUCAUGGCAGGAUGGGGUUUCUGGGGCAACGACAGCUGGGUGGAGGCCAGAGUGCGUGAAAUCAUCAAAGACUGGUCAGCUGGAGGUUGGGAUUCGGUCGCAGUGUGA